UUUACCUGUUUGUAGACACACACACACUCUGUUUCCCUCCAUUCUUGAGAAAGACAUUCCGAGCAGUUUUUCGCACUCUCACCAAAACCAUUUUUUUUUAAUACCAAACAAGAUGGCCAAAGAGCAGCAAAAGCAGGAUCCCGCGGCAAUCACCAACUCCUUCCAAAACCAAAACCAAAACCAAACGCAGGAAUUGCAGGGUAAAGGUGAAGUGGAAAAGGAGGAGGAGGCUGAGGCCCCUUUAGCUCUAAGCGUUACAUACAAGGUUUUGCACAUGUUGGGAGACAUCACAGCAGGGCCUGCAUCUAUGUUCGCGCAAUGGCUCCAAUUAGUUCGUAAACGCACUUCCAACUGUCGCACUUCUGGCUUCCCUCACCGUUCUUCGAGCAUGCCUUCUAGCCCGGGAGAAUCUAUUGAGGACACGAAGAAUGAUCAGCAAACAGAGAUUAGUUUGUGGGAGAGGCUUGGUAAAGCUGAAAUGUUGGACAUUGAGUCGAGCUCAUUUUCUUGGGACAGACUCUCUUCACUUCACCACACUGAGCACACUAGCAGCAAUGAACAUUCUGAGGAUGAAAUGAACCGUGUUCUUGAGGUAACAGUAAAUUCUGGAGGGGUAGUCUUCUUUGCCUUUUUCAAUGGUCUUGGGAACGACGAUGCCUCUUCAAAAGAAGCAGCCGCUGUUAUAAAGAUAUCGUCUUCAAGAAUGGCAACACAAUCCGAACGUCUUGGUUACGAAUUUGCCAAAUGGUUGGGAGUCCAAACUCCGCAGGCUAGAGUCAUCCACAAUACAAGUUUAGAGUGGACCCAGAUAAAGGAAGCUACAGAAAAAGCAAGGGAUGCUGCAAGUUCUACAACCGAUGAAGUUGGUGAAAUGACAUGCACAGAACUUUUGGAAGCACUUGAACUUAGCCGAUGUCUCAUGUUUAUGAGUUAUGUGCACGGUUCACCCUUGCUUGAAAGCUCUAGAGCAUUUGAAUCACAGGAAUUUGCAGAACGAACAUCAGCAGCCCUUGGCAGGAUAAUGUUGCUGGACCUUGUCAUCAGAAAUGAAGAUAGGCUCCCUUGCCGGCAGCUUAGAUGGCGUGGGAACUCUGCAAAUUUAUUAUUGGCUGAGAAGAUUAUCUCAAAUACAGAUACAGCAGGAGAAACUCCUGAUUCUGCAAUGAACACAUAUGGACAGCGAGUGAGUAGGACACCUCAAAAAGAAAAAAGGUCAACUUCAAUGGAUGGUAGAUUGAAUUCUCAUAAUUCUGGACUGGUAUCACAAUGCUCUGGUCUUUCUGACAUGAGUUUUAAAAGUCAAAUGUCAUUAGAAUUAAUGCUUACUGACUUUAUUGUGGCCAUUGAUUCUGGUGUUCCUCGUCGACCCCCUGCUGGAAAACGUGCAGAUGACCAGGUUAAUUAUCCUAAGUUGGUCGAGUUACUACUCAAUAGCUCAGAGUUUUCCUCUAACCUGUUACAUGAUAUAACCGGAGGGAGACUAGGAUUCCCUCAUCCAGAAGACACAAAUACAAUCAUUGAUGUUCAUACUACUGAUGUAACAUCAGUAGUUCAUGCGUUCCGUAGUGGUUUUCGUGCUGCUCUUAGGGAUCUGCAGGGAUUCCACAUAUUCCUACUCACACUGCAUCAAAAACUUGAUAAUUUGUUAAGAUCAUUUAUGAAUACUAUAGGCAAAAUAUCAUCAGGGGAGUCUGAAAAAGAGGAUGCAGUGGUUCCUGACUCACCUUCACCCACAGUUGUGGGUAGUUGUCCCUCUCCAUCUAGUAAGGAAAGGCUUUCUAAUGAUGUCCAUCAAGAUUGUAGUGAUUCAGAAUCUCAGAGAACCGCUCCAAGGACAUCAUCGUCUUCAGGCAAUAGAGAUUGUUGCGACUCUGCUUCUUCCAUGUCAAGAGAAGGUUGGCAUGGAAAACACUCUAAAGGAAGCGUGGAGUCACAUCGUGGUCUCCGCUUGACAACUAAGCUCCGUGACUUACAUAAAUUUGCCAAGGUUGACUCAGAAUCCAAUAAAGAAUUGGAACAGUGGAAUGAAAUGCUUAAAAAUGAUGCUGUCAAGUUAUGUUUGGAGCACAAUUUUAACACAGGAUUUUUCGAGGGUAGUGAUAACAACACUGUUGUUGAUGCAUACGAACUGAAGGUCAGACUUGAGCAUAUCCUUGAGAGGAUUGCCUUGAUAUCUGAGGCUGCAAAUACAGAGAGACCAUCUGCGGUUACAAAUAGUCUGUUCAUUGGUGGAGCACUGGCUGCAAGAUCUACAUACACACUGCAACGCUUGGGAAUCACGCAUAUUUUAUGUUUGUGUACAAAUGAAAUUGGCCAAUCAGAUUCUCAAUUUCCUGAUCUAUUCACGUACAAAAAUUUCUCUGUAUGUGACGAUGAAGAUUCUAACAUCAGCAGCAUAUUUGAAGAGGCCUGUGAUUUUAUAGAUUAUGUUGAACAAGCUGGUCACAGUGUUUUAGUUCAUUGCUUCGAGGGGAAAAGCAGAAGUGCUACUUUGGUCCUUGCUUACCUGAUGCUUAGAAAGAAAUUCACUUUGUUAGAAGCAUGGAAUGCUCUAAAACGAGUUCAUCGCCGAUCUCAGCCUAACGAUGGUUUUGCAAAGAUCUUACUUGAUCUGGACCAGAAACUGCACGGGAAGGUUUCAAUGGAAUGGCAGCAACGGAAACCAAUGAUGAAAAAUUGCCCCAUCUGUGGCAAGAAUACUGGACUAAGCAGUAGCUCGCUUAAACUACAUCUUCAGAAAUCACACAAAAAGCUGUCAUCAGGGAGCGUAGAUAGUGCCAUGACAAUCGAGAUCCAGAAGGCAUUAACAACUUUGAAGAUUAGCCAUGGUGGGAGUGUCAGUCCCAAACCAAGGAAGUCUCAUUCAACGAUAGAAGCAUAGAUUUCUCUUGCAAAUAUUAAGGAACAUUCCUUCAAUAUUUUAUUUUUCAUGUUAUAGAUUGAGUGGGAGUAAAAUAGUUGUUUGGAAGUGGGAUUGAUUGAUUGCUUAGUUUAGUUAGUGAUUUCAUUUAGAUGGAUAUUAGGAUUCCAUUUCUUGAUGUAUAAAUGGAAAACACUUUAUUAAGAAAGGUAAAACUUGCUUUGUUGAUCUCUUCCUCAUUAGUUUUGAAUCAUUGAAUUGAAGGGGAAAAAUUCAUUACAUAUAU
Molecule: messenger RNA, 3146 nt
Organism: Glycine soja
Lineage: Eukaryota; Viridiplantae; Streptophyta; Magnoliopsida; Fabales; Fabaceae
Product: dual specificity protein phosphatase PHS1-like
Exons: 11
Coding region: 113-2881 (922 amino acids)
Biological process (GO): cortical microtubule organization; response to abscisic acid; protein dephosphorylation
Molecular function (GO): protein tyrosine/serine/threonine phosphatase activity
Source: RefSeq, a predicted model, not a curated record